GGGGGACGGGGCAGAAUGCCUGUCCUCGAGCGCUACUUCCACUCGGCAGAGCUGGGCAGGAGGUGGACGGCCCCAGAAGGUGCGCUGCCCUCCUCGGCGGGCGGCCGGCCGGGGUGCCAGCAGGGGCCGCUGCCCUGGGACUUGCCCGAGAUGAUCAGGAUGGUAAAGCUGGUCUGGAAAUCCAAAAGUGAGCUGCAGGCGACCAAGCAGAGGGGCGUUCUGGAGAACGAAGAUGCCCUCCACAGCUUUGCAGGAGAUGUACGACUAAGGGGUCAGACGGGGGUUCCUGCUGAACGCCGUGGCUCCUACCCAUUCAUUGACUUCCGCCUACUUAACAAUACAACACACUCAGGGGAAAUUGGCACCAAGAAAAAGGUGAAAAGACUGUUAAGCUUUCAGAGAUACUUCCAUGCAUCAAGGCUGCUUCGUGGAAUUAUACCACAAGCCCCUCUCCACCUGCUGGAUGAAGACUAUCUUGGACAAGCAAGGCAUAUGCUCUCCAAAGUGGGAAUGUGGGAUUUUGACAUUUUCUUAUUUGAUCGCUUGACAAAUGGAAACAGCCUGGUAACACUGCUGUGCCACCUCUUCAACACCCAUGGACUCAUUCACCAUUUCAAGUUAGAUAUGGUGACGUUGCACAGGUUUUUAGUCAUGGUUCAAGAAGAUUACCACAGCCAAAACCCGUAUCACAAUGCUGUUCACGCAGCUGAUGUCACCCAGGCCAUGAACUGCUACCUGAAGGAGCCCAAGCUCGCCAGCUUCCUCACACCCCUGGACAUCAUGCUUGGACUGCUGGCUGCAGCAGCACACGAUGUUGACCACCCAGGAGUGAACCAGCCAUUUUUGAUCAAAACUAACCACCAUCUCGCCAAUCUAUACCAGAAUAUGUCUGUGCUGGAGAAUCACCACUGGCGAUCUACAAUCGGCAUGCUUCGAGAAUCAAGGCUUCUUGCUCACUUGCCAAAGGAAAUGACACAGGAUAUUGAACAGCAACUGGGCUCCUUGAUCUUGGCAACAGACAUCAACAGGCAGAAUGAAUUUUUGACCAGAUUGAAAGCUCACCUCCACAAUGAAGACUUAAGACUGGAGGAUGUACACGACAGGCACUUUAUGCUCCAGAUCGCCUUGAAGUGUGCUGACAUUUGCAAUCCUUGUAGGAUUUGGGAGAUGAGCAAGCAGUGGAGUGAAAGGGUCUGUGAAGAAUUCUACAGGCAAGGUGACCUUGAGCAGAAAUUUGAACUGGAAAUCAGUCCACUAUGUAAUCAACAGAAAGAUUCCAUUCCUAGUAUACAAAUUGGUUUCAUGACCUACAUCGUGGAGCCACUUUUCCGGGAAUGGGCCCGCUUCACUGGAAACAGCACCCUGUCGGAGAACAUGCUAAGCCACCUCUCACACAACAAAGCCCAGUGGAAGAGCCUCUUGCCCACACAGCACAGGAGCAGCAGUGGCGCCGGUGGCGGCCCGGACCAUGCCGGCCAAGGGACUGAGAACGAGGAGCAGACUGUGACCAAAGGCGACGCCCCGUAGCCCCGGCCGGCCUGCCCCUGCUCUGCACACGGAGAAGGAGAACCUCCCUGAGCAGACGCCUCCUGACAGGGUGAAAGCUCGGAGGGGGUUCCUGCCAAUCAGCCCAGCCACCUUGUGGCUUGCGUCCUGGGGCUCUUUGGAACGCUACCCCCUCUACUUACCUGCCUCCUCUCCUCUUUCCGAGUGUACAGAAGCCAUCCGUCAUCUCAGCACUAGCUGCCGAAAUAAAGCAACUCCAUUUAGGAACGUGGGAGCUGAUUCUAGGGGCAGGCUUGCCCCUCCCGGAGAAGACUGGGGAGCAAGAAAGAGGUGCCUCUGCCGUGUUCCCCUCGGGCCCUGGGUCCCAUUGUGACAGGCGACCGUCGCUAAGGCCAGAGCAUUUUAGCGUUAGCCAUCUGACUGCUGAUUUGCGGGACAAACACACCAGCAUAUUUGGAACUCCAAGGAGAUGGGUCUGGGUGCGAGAGCACAAACCAGAGCGUGAGAGAAAGUACCUUCUAUUUUAAUAAUAAUUCUUAUUAUAAAAAUAAUAAUAAAUCUUUUUAACUUUUCUAUUUGAUGCACUAGACCAUGGAUCUAAAACUUUGGACUAAAAGAUUACUCAAUGUACCCAAACUCGAACAGGGGGUUCAUUGUUUUUUGUUACUGACUUUAUGCCACUUUGGGUCAGAGAAUCGGCAUCUCCUCAGUGUAAGAAACCACGUUUCCCAUCCCAUCCGAGGGGAAGGUGCUGGACAGUUCAUUCCUUUGCACCGUUAGCCAAUCUUUUAUCAAUAACUCAGAUUCAGUGACAUGUUUAUAUGCACACAUGUACAUUUUCUGUAAAUACCAAGCGCUACUGAUUCCCAUGCCAAAAUACAUGAGUAUUAUGGGAUUGCUACCUGUAUAAACAAUGGCACUGUGAACAGAAUACUGUUGGUUUUAAUACGAGAGAAUGCGUUUGUAAAUAGGAUAUAGAGUUUAUUAAUAUACAAUUGUUUGAAGAAAAAGGCCUUAACUUUAAACAUCUUUCAUCUUCUGAAAGCUGCCCAACUAAAAUCCUCACAGAUAUCCCUCCGAACUGCCUUCCCAUGUCCAUCUUUCUGCUUUCCAGCUAAGGUCACAAACCAAAACUGAAUAAAGCCUUUGAGGAAAUGUUUUGGAAACUUCACAUGCAUUCCGCUUGAGACCAUAGUGUUUAAUCUGUGGCACCAAGCAUCGUUUCCUCAGAUUAAUGAGACGUUUCAACAAGCCUGAAGUCACUUUUCAACACAGCGAUGUUGCACACUCUGUUUUAACAAGCCAGCUGAUUAGCGUGCAUUUAUAUGACUCUGGUCUUGGACCAUGGCGGUGUGUCAGCCUCGCAGGAGACAUGGCAGGCCUCACAAACCUUCUAUGACCCUGUCACCUAACCAUCAGGGAAUUUCCUGCUCUCCCACCACACUCUUGUCUGUUAUGGCUACAGUACCAAAGCCCUGUUUUUGGUUUAUGGUUGGCGUGCAUUUUUUUGAUGUUCAUAGUAACUGGAUUUUUCUUUUUCCUUAAUUUCAUGUGAACAACUACCCAACUGUUUAGCUGGAGUUAACAUUAUUUAAGAAAAGAAACUAUGUCAGUUUUCUGACCGAAUGUAUCUUUCUGGCAGGUCAUUGUGGUUAACUACGGUUCUAGCAAACACAGUCACCUUGGCAUUUUGUUGGCAUUUUUUUCUCCAGAUACUUGGGCAGAAAGUCAGUUUGUUACAAAAUCUUCCUCUAGUGGCUAAACUCUGUGCAUUCAACCUUUUCCUUAAAAAUUCGAGCAUCACUGAUGUUAGAUGAAAAUCGGCAUGUCCUUUUCCUCUUACCUUAAAUACUGUUGAAGUAGGAGCAUUAUGAUCAUUUCUGCCACCAUCAAGCUGUUUGGCAAGCUGACAAAAUGACAGCUCUCAUUUCCUACCUGAAAGUAUGUGGGGGUUUUUUCCUCCUAACAUACAAAUGAAAUGUUAGAAACUUGACUGGUUUGUAAUAAGUUUCUGCAGAGAGACUGAGGUUUGCAGAGUUAAAGUUUAAGGGAAAUUUUGGAGAAUUGAUUAUAUUUUCAUUAAAGUAGGAGAGAUUGUCAGAUGGUACUAACGAAAGUGUGAAAACCUCAUGAAAUGGGUGGAUGAUAAGUUGAAAUUGUUGAUAUGGGUAAGAGAGAAGUUGUGAAAUCUUAACACUAACUUUUUUUUUUCUGUAAUAACUACGAACUGACACAUGAUUCUUUAUUGCUUUAAUCCUCUGAAGCUCUCAGCUUAGUGAGGCCCCAAAAGAGAAAAUGUUGAAUGUAUUCCUGCUUCCAAAUCUCUCUUACUUUGGUUUGAUGAUGCGGAGAGGGCUUUUGAGUGGUCUGUGUUUAAUGUUCAGGCGAUCAAGUGAAGGAAGGCGAUUGUCGAGAAUGAUACAGUAAAGAAAGAAGACACUAUUUUGGCUACUAGGGCCUGUAUUGUGGGUUUAGGAAAUGGACUUGUGUAAAUUAUAUUUAUAUUGUAACUUAAAUAAGAUUGGAGGCAUUUUUAGUAGUUUCAAGUUUAUAAGACAAAAGUGUCUAUGUUACAAUUAGGUCCUGAAGAAGAGCUCACAGAAAAAAACUACCAAAUAUCCAACAGUUACAUCUAUGAAGCAGCUACUAGUACAAUAAAAUUUUGAAAUAAACUGAGACAUUAUGCAUAAAACUAGAUGCAUUUUUGUCCUCCUUCCAACCAUCUGGAGUUUUCUUGUGUUCCUCAUAUGUUGGCAAAAAAAAAAAAAAA
Hyaena hyaena (striped hyena) is the source of this 4276-nucleotide messenger RNA. It is a transcript of the gene PDE7B, whose product is annotated as phosphodiesterase 7B. The coding region runs from base 16 to 1527 and encodes 503 amino acids. The transcript is spliced from 12 exons. NCBI's taxonomy places the organism in Eukaryota, Metazoa, Chordata, Mammalia, Carnivora, Hyaenidae. The record is from RefSeq and is a predicted model, not a curated record. Gene Ontology annotation, molecular function: 3',5'-cyclic-AMP phosphodiesterase activity.